AUGGUCGCCAUCAAGAAUCUUACCAUGGUACUGGUCGGUUUAGCCGGUCUUACCACCGCUAUGGAAAGCGAAACACACCUCGACAAGCGUAUCAAAUGCACUUCCGACAACUGCAGGGUUCCAUCCACUUUCGGCAGCAAGCACAAAGUGGCAGGAACCCUAAGGGCAAGAUACGAAGAUGUGUAUGAACGAGACGAUAUCGACGCCAUUUUGGAAAGGCGCUUCAAAGGAGUUAGCCUUGGAGUUCCUACUGCCUCGAGUCCAAAGUCCUGGCGCCGAGACGAAGGGAAAGUCUCUCUUGGCAAACGUUUCAAGUGCACUUCUAGCCACUGCAAGCUUCCAUCCAAUGGUAACAAAAUCAUAAAGAAGAGAUACCAACCGGAGGCUUCUCUCGACAAGCGUUUUACCUGCACUUCCACUCACUGCAAGAUUCCAUCUAAUGGCAACAAGAUCAUCAAGAAGAGUUAUGAGCCUGAAGUUUCUCUUGGCAAGCGCUUCUCCUGCACUUCCACCCACUGCAAACUUCCAUCCAAUGGAAAUAAGAUCAUAAAGAAACGAUACCAACCGGAGGGGUCUCUCGACAAACGUUUUACGUGCAAUUCCAGUCACUGCAAGCUCCCAUCCAAUGGUAACAAGAUCAUCAAGAAGAGAUAUGAACCCGAGGUUUCUCUCGGCAAACGCAUCGCUUGUCCGUCCGGCAACUGCAGAAUUCCGUCCACCUUCGGGAAAAAGCACAAGUUGGCUGGGGCUGUUGCGAAGAGAUAUGAAGAUUCUAUCUAA
Molecule: messenger RNA, 780 nt
Organism: Clonostachys byssicola
Lineage: Eukaryota; Fungi; Ascomycota; Sordariomycetes; Hypocreales; Bionectriaceae
Source: the annotation of a GenBank genome assembly